Molecule: messenger RNA, 3601 nt
Organism: Triticum dicoccoides
Lineage: Eukaryota; Viridiplantae; Streptophyta; Magnoliopsida; Poales; Poaceae
Product: glutamate receptor 3.5-like
Exons: 4
Coding region: 494-3280 (928 amino acids)
Cellular component (GO): membrane
Molecular function (GO): ligand-gated monoatomic ion channel activity
Source: RefSeq, a predicted model, not a curated record
UCUCUGCUUGCUGAUCUGACGAGCAUCCACGUUUUGCUCGAGAUUAUUGUUAGGGAGCAGAGCAGUCAACAGAGGACUGGUGCCGGCCGACGUCUCCAUCGGUAUCUCUCUCUGUCGUCUCCGUCGAACUCGCAUUUCCCAGUAGUACUUGUAAGCAGCGCCAGUAGUAUUGUACUACGAAUCAAUCAGAGCCGAGCGAGGCCGGUCCGCCCCCCCUGCGCCUUCCCACGCCACUGCUUUUUCCUCGCCGUCGAAUCUUUUUCCUGCUCUUCACCGGUCAGGAUCACGCCGUUUUUGUCACCUUGCUCCCCCGAUCCUCCCUGCUCCGCUCUGGUUUCUCUGGAAUUCUUCUCUCCAUCCGUUCGAUCGUAUGGCUGGCCGAUGGGGUGGAGUUCCUGCCUUCCUCCCUUCUCUUGAUAUAUCUCCCACUCUCAGGCGAUAGCCGUUCGCGCAGUUCCUCAAGAAGAAGGGAGGCGAGGCGAGGCGAGGCGAGAUGGGCUGGGUUCUGCCUCUGCUCCGUGUCCUCUGCCUCUGCAGCCUUGUGGCGCUCGCCCGCCCGGCCAGGCCGGCCAACGUCUCCAUCGGCGCCCUCUUCACCUUCGACUCCGUCAUCGGGAGGUCCGCCAGGGCCGCCAUCGACCUCGCCGUCGCCGACGUCAACCGCGACGCCACAGUCCUCAGGGGGACGCACCUCAGCCUCGUCGCGCAGGACACCAAGUGCAGCGGCUUCGUCGGCACCAUCCAAGCGCUGCAGCUAAUGGAGAAGAAGGUGGUCGCGGUGGUGGGACCGCAGUCGUCCGGGAUCGCCCACGUGGUGUCUCACGUAGUCAACGAGCUCCACGUCCCGCUGCUCUCCUUCGCCGCCACCGACCCGGCGCUCGCCUCCGCCCAGUACCCCUACUUUGUCCGCGCAGCCCGCGGCGACGACUCCUCCCAGAUGGCCGCCGUCGCCGACAUCGUCACCUACUAUGGCUGGAGGGAGGUCACCGUCAUCUACGUCGACAACGACUACGGCCGCGGCGGCGUCGACGCCCUCGGUGACGCGCUCGAGGCCAAGCGCGCCAAGGUCUCUUUCAAGGCGCCCUUCCCUCCCGACGCUGACCAAGCCGCCAUCGCCGACCUGCUCGUGCGGGUCACCAUGAUGGAGUCCCGCGUCUGCGUCGUCCACGUCAACCCGGACUCCGGGCUCGCCGUCUUCGCCGCCGCGCGGUCGCUAGGCAUGAUGGCGUCCGGCUACGUCUGGAUCGCCACCGACUGGCUGGCCGCCGCCCUGGACUCAACGCGGCCGCCCAAUCCCAGGGCGGUGAGCCUCGUACAGGGCGUGGUCACGCUCCGCCAGUACACCCCGGACUCCGGCGCCAAGAGGUCGCUCACCUCCAGAUUCGCCGCCGCCCAGCUGAACCGGACCGCCACCCUGAACGCAUUCGGGCUCGCCGCGUACGACGCCGUGUGGAUGGCGGCCCGCGCCAUCGACGAGUUCCUGGAAGACGGGGGGAACGUCACCUUCUCGGCCGACCCGAGGUUGCAGCAGGAGGUGAACGGGACCAGCACGCUGCGGCUGGACACGCUCAGAGUGUUCGACCAGGGGGAGCAGCUGCUGCAGAAGGUGAUGCUCGCCAACUUCACCGGCGUCACCGGCGGCGUGCGGUUCUCUGCGGACUGCAGGAGCCUGGCCGAUCCCGCCUACGAGGUCCUCAACGUCGGCGGCACGGGCGUCCGGCGGGUCGGCUACUGGUCAAACCACUCGCAUCUGUCCGUCGCCGCGCCCACUCCACUCCGAAUCAAAACUAACAGCAGCCAGCAGCAGGAGCAGCGGCUGUACAGCGUGAUCUGGCCUGGGGAGACGACAUCGCCGCCGCGCGGGUGGGUGUUCCCGAAUAACGGUCGGCCGCUGAGGAUCGGCGUGCCGUACAGGACGACGCAGAAGCAGUUCGUGUCCAAGGACAGCGGCCCCGACGGCGCGAGCGGGUACUGCAUCGACGUGUUCAAGGCCGCCGUGGCACUGCUCCCGUACCCUGUCCCCGUGUCCUUCAUCCUCUUCGGCGACGGCGUCAAGAACCCCGACUACAGCGACCUCGUGAACAAGGUGGCGAACAAUGUGUUCGACGCGGCGGUGGGCGACGUGUCCAUCGUGACGAACCGGACGCGGGUGGUGGACUUCACGCAGCCGUAUGUGGAGUCCGGGCUGGUGAUCGUGUCGCCGGUGAAGGAGAAGAGCUCCAACGCGUGGGCCUUCCUCAAGCCCUUCACGCUGGGCAUGUGGGCCGUCACCGGUGCCUUCUUCCUCUUCGUCGGCGCCGUCGUCUGGAUUCUCGAGCACCGCUUCAACCCGGAGUUCCGCGGAUCGCCACGCGAGCAGCUCGUCACCAUUUUCUGGUUCAGCUUUUCAACAAUGUUCUUCGCGCACAGGGAGAACACUGUGAGCUCGCUGGGUCGUUUCGUGCUCAUCAUCUGGCUGUUCGUGGUGCUCAUCAUCAACUCGAGCUACACGGCGAGCCUGACGUCCAUCCUGACGGUGCAGCAGCUGUCGACGGGGAUCCAGGGGCUGGACGGCCUCCUCGCCAGCGCCGACCCCAUCGGCUACCAGGUUGGAUCUUUCGCCAAGAGCUACAUGAUGCAGGAGCUCAACGUGCCGGAGUCCCGACUCAAGGAACUUGCCAUCGACGACUACGCCGCCAGCCUCCAGCUCGGCCCGCGCAACGGCGGCGUCGCUGCGAUCGUGGACGAGCUGCCCUACGUCGACCUCUUCCUCUCCACCAACUGCCAGUUCAAGACCGUCGGACAAGAAUUCACCAAGAGCGGAUGGGGAUUCGCGUUCCAGCGGGACUCACCUCUGGCGGUGGACCUAUCAACGGCGAUCCUGACGCUGUCGGAGAACGGCGACCUCCAGCGGAUCCACGACAAGUGGCUCAACCCGGGGCAGUGCGACUCGUCGCAGGGCGGCGACGUCGCAGCCGACAGGCUCAACCUCAGCAGCUUCUGGGGACUCUUCCUCAUCUCCGGCGUCGCCUGCUUCAUUGCAUUGGUCAUCUUCUUCACCAGGAUACUGUGCCAGUACGGCAAGUACAACCAGGGCGAUGGCGAAGGUGGGACGCCGCCGGAAGAGUUCCCGGUGCGGCGGCCGGAGCGGCUGAGGAGCAUCAGGGAUCUGAUAACGUUCGUGGACAUGAAGGAGGAGGAGGCCAAGAGGGCCAUCAAAAGGAAGUCGAGCGACGACCGCCGGGACAGGUCCAUCGCCAGCUCCGGCGGGGCAUCCUCCUCCUCCGCAUCCACGGUGUAGCCAGCUUCUUUCUUCUCUUGAUCUUCAUUGAUCUGGUCGGGUCCAUGGAUGGAUUUCUAACAGCAUAGAUCGAUUGACGAUGAUGUCGAUUUGACAAGCUGCACUCCACAGUAAGCUAAGCUGGGUGCAGCUGCUGAGAUGACACUGUGAUAGUGUAAUUAGGCAAUGAUGAUAUACAUACAACAGUACUACCAAGUUGGAGAUGGCAUAGGUAGAUUAGAUUAACUCCUACUACUACUAUACAAUACUUUAAUUUUGUGGAGGUGAAGGGAGACAUUUUUUCUAUACAGAAAAAGGGCCGCAGUUGAAGGUUUUCUCUAA